AUGGUAGUCAUGGCCAGCCGUCUAGACGCCUUCGUUAAAUCGAUCAUUUUCCCUCGCCCUAAAAACGCCACCUACGACACCUCCACUCAUCCCAGCAAGCUCGUGCACAUACCGCUAGUCGACCCACACCGACACGUCGAAAACGGCGCCUUCACCUACGGCUACCUGCUGGCAAAUCCCAAGGCAACUCAUGUACUCCUGUACGCCCACCCCAAUGCCGUAGACAUCGGCAUGGCCUACAAGGAGCUCCGCUACGUGAGCAAAGAGGCCUCCAUCAGCGUGCUACUGUUCGAGUACUCGGGCUACGGGCUCACCCACACCCCCAUAACAGAAGCCAGCAUUCACCAGGACACGCUUUCCGCCUACCUCUUCCUGCGCCGCUACUUUGGCGUGCCAGCGAACCGCGUAAUUCUCUGCGGCCGCUCUCUCGGGGCUUCUCCCGCCGCAUUUCUGGCCGCCUUCCUUCCACCGCUCCAGCGGCCAUGCUUGCUUAUUCUCCAGUGCCCCUUCACCGCGCUUAGCGAGUGCAUCAACGAGUUCUCGCAGAACGCCGUGUCCAUCGCGAACUUUCUAGGGUACAACUGGUUUCGAACUAUCGAUAUCAUCACGGACGUGAGUUGCCCGGUCGUGCUUCACCACGGCACUAACGAUACCACUGUCAGGAUCGACCACUCCUACGCUCUCCAGCGGGCCCGCGACACCGCUGCGAAACCGUGCGUCACCUACCUUUACCAAGAGGACGGGAAAGGCCACAACAACCUCAGCUCCGCCACUUUGGUGCGCAUUCUUCGAGAGCGUGUCGUCACGGAGGCUCUGCUGCCGCUGCUACUGCCCCAAUCGAAGCUGUUCUUGGCGAACGCAUCUGUCUACGCGCGGCUUUUCUGCGACGAUAGCGGAAUGGGGUUUGCCACGCUCAGCGACGCUGUGGCAUCCUGGUUGGCAAAGCUGUCCCUCCACUUUUGCGCACCGCCGCUUGAUCAGCUGUAUGUACUACUGACAGCAAGCGUCUGCACCUUCACGAUGGAGUGCGCGCGGGCGUGGCAGGUUUACUGCGCGCUCAUCAGGAAGAACUUAUGUGGCGACGCGGUACACGAGCGAUGCUCCAAGGAUGUGUUUCUUCAUCGGUGCCUGGCGUGCUGGGGGAGCCCCCUUGGCGUCCACAUCGCUGUCGAGCGCGUAAACUCGACGAAGGAGGUCCGCUGCUUCGGCUUUGCCACUUGCCGUGACGCGAUGCUGGACGCACCGGCUUUGUACCCGGCAAAGUCCACGGAGGCGCUGCUAAGCGUGCUAGAAAUUGGUGUCACGCCAGGGCUGCUGUCGUGCAUGAAGCGGUGCCUCACCACCGCCCCCGACAUGCUGCAAGAGGAGGAGAUGCCAUGCUUUGUGCAGCACGACACGGUAAGCGCGGUGCAGCUGGAGUGUGAGCGUGUCGUGGCUUUUCUGACCGAGGAAGACAAGAAGCGUCUGUGUGCCUUGCUAAAAGACAUGGACGCCGGCUUCAGCAACAAUCUGUCCAACAAGGCUUAUGAGCGGCUGCAGCGUUCACCGUCCACGUCUCUCCAAAUGAGCUCGGAGUCGUUCGAAGAGCUGAAGGAGUGGCUGCGGCCGUGGACCUCCACACGCGGAACAGACAUGCAUGCACUGGCACAGGAGGUACCGUGGGAUGACUAUCUGCUGCGCAGUCGGUCCGUUGCUCGACAGCACGUGCUUAAUGAGACCAUGAGCUGGGAGGAGUGCUGCCUGGCCAUGGAGGAGAGCGAAGUGGUUUCCAAAAUCUACACCCUCUUUCAGGAAAUGUCAGCCCAAUACCUGCGGCCGACCUUUCACUCUCACGUCACUGGGACGGUGGGAUCCCGUGCAUAA
This is a messenger RNA of Leishmania mexicana MHOM/GT/2001/U1103, 1863 nucleotides long. RefSeq names its product putative serine peptidase. NCBI's taxonomy places the organism in Eukaryota, Euglenozoa, Kinetoplastea, Trypanosomatida, Trypanosomatidae. The record is from RefSeq and is a predicted model, not a curated record. The coding region runs from base 1 to 1863 and encodes 620 amino acids. The transcript has a single exon.